AUGGAUGGCGCUAAACCCGUUGCCACACCCCUCAGUUCCACUGAGUCUCUUUCUCCUGUUGAUGGCUCAUCUCAGAUUGAUCCUACACCAUAUCGUCAGCUGGUGGGUUCUCUCCAAUACCUUGCCUUCACUCAACCUGAUGUCUCCUAUGCCGUCCACAAGCUCUCACAAUACAUGCAUUCCCCAACUCAACUUCAUUGGCAAGCUUUAAAACGUGUUCUCCGCUACCUGAAAGGCACCAUCCAUCACGGUUUGUUUCUUAACCGUGGGUCUCCCAUUGAUCUUACCGCAUUUACCGACUCUGACUGGGGUGGUAUUGCAGAUGGGGGGCGCUCCACAACUGCAUACAUCAUCUAUCUUUGCUCAAACGUUCUCUCCUGGCGCUCAGCGCGUCAAAAAUCGGUCUCUCGAUCUUCAACCGAGGCGGAGUACAAGGCAUUAGCAAAUGGAGCUGCCGAACUAUCUUGGUUCCAGAACCUAUACACACCACCCACCUGGGAUGAUGCUUCCGAUCCGUGUAGUGGCAGUUGGGAGGGCAUCACCUGCUCAAACGGUCGUGUCACCAAAAUCACCUUGUCCAGCAUGCAACUGAUUGGUGAGCUCCCGGGAGACAUCGACCAGUUUACCGAACUGCGGAUUCUAGAUUUAUCUUACAAUAAAGAUUUGACUGGAUCACUCACUUUGAAUAUCGGGAAUAUGAAGAAAUUAAAAAACUUAAUUCUGGUUGGUUGCAGUUUCAACGGUCCCAUUCCAGCCACCAUUGGAAACCUUAAAAGUCUUAUCUUUUUAGCCCUAAAUUCAAACAGCUUCUCGGGACCCAUUCCACAUUCAGUUGGCAAUCUAAAAAAUCUGUAUUGGUUAGAUCUCUCUGAUAACAAGCUCACAGGGAGCAUACCAGUUUCAAACCCAACAACGCCAGCUGGUCUUGAUAACUUGACUCACGCCAAACACUUUCACUUAGGAAACAACCAGCUUUCAGGUGAUAUCCCACUUAGGCUCUUCAGCUCCAACAUGAAACUCAUUCAUCUGCUAUUAGAAAACAACAGGCUUACGGGCACUAUCCCGUCCACCCUCGGACUUGUCACGUCUCUUAAAGUUGUACGACUUGAUAGGAACUUUUUGAGAGGCGAUGUCCCAUCAAAUAUCAACAAUCUUACCAAUACUACACAGAUGUUUUUGUCAAACAAUCGAUUGACUGGUCCGAUACCAAAUCUCACUAGCAUGAACGUCCUCAACCCCUCUAUCACUAUCGAUUUAAGCAAUAAUACUUUUAAUCCAUCCGAGGUUCCCUCAUGGUUAUCGACUAUACAGGCUUUGACAACCAUUAAGAUGCACAACACUAACCUUGGAGGAGAACUGCCCUCGACCUUGUUCAGCAUUCCUGAGUUGCAGAACAUCGAUUUAAGUAACAACCAAAUAAAUGGUACCUUGGACAUUGGUUCAAAUCCUAGCACACAACUUGAACUUGUUGAUCUUCGAAGAAACAGCGUUGCGGAGUUCGCCCAACGCCACCAAUAUCGACAUGGUAUUGGUUUAAUACUGGUAGAGAAACCAAUAUGUAUGGAAUCUGAUCUGAACGACGCAUUUUGCUUCCUCCCAACAAAUACCACUCCAUCAUAUUCGACACCAUCGAACAACUGUGAGCCUCCUUCAUGUGUUCCAGGCCUUAUUGCGAGCCCAAACUGUCGAUGUGCAUUACCAUACACGGGCAUACUUUUCUUCCAAGCUCCUUCCUUUUCUUCAGUAGACAAUUCCACUAUUUACAUCUCUCUUCAAAAUUCAUUGAUGUCAUUCUUUCAAAAUGCCAGUCUCCCUGUAGAUUCAGUAUCAUUAAAGAAUCUGGGCAAAUCCUUGGAAGAUUAUCCUCUGCUCCGUCUUGAUGUUUUCCCGCCUGGCCCACAACCUUCGUUUACUAGGACUGAGAUUAUUGGGAUCGGUUUCGCACUAAGUAAUCACUCAUUCAAGCCGUCAAAAGUGCUCAACGCCUACGGGUUCAUUGCUGACAACUAUACUAACUUCUUCUCAGGGACCGAAGACACCGGACACAAGUCAUCUAACACUGGAAUUAUCAUAGGAUUAGCCGUUGGUGGUGUGUGCUUGUUAUUAGUUCUAGUAGGAAUCUAUGCUUUCCGUCGAGCUGAAAGAUCCCCACAACAGAACGAACCGUUUGUACUCUGGGAUCCAAACAGCGGGAGUGGUGGUGUUCCUGAGUUGAAAGGAGCAAGAUCCUUCACCUAUGAACAACUUCAGAAGUACACAAACAACUUUUCGGAGACUAACAACAUAGGAAGAGGCGGAUACGGGAUGGUAUAUAAAGGAAGUCUUUCGAAUGGGCAGCUGAUUGCAAUAAAAAGAGCUCAAGGAGGAUCUUCACAGGGUGGAUUCGAGUUUAAAACUGAGAUCGAGCUUCUUUCAAGAAUUCAUCACAAGAAUGUAGUGGGUCUUAUCGGAUUCUGUUUUGAUCAGAGUGAACAAAUGUUGGUUUAUGAGUAUAUCGUGAAUGGUACACUCAAGGAUAGUCUUUCCGGGAGAUCGGGCAUUAGGUUGGAUUGGAUGAGGCGGCUUAAAAUAGCACUUGAGGCGAGAGGUUUGCAGUAUUUACACGAUCAUGCUGAUCCCCCAAUCAUACAUAGAGACGUUAAAACGAAUAAUAUCUUACUUAACGAAAGAUUAGUUGCAAAAGUUGCUGAUUUUGGACUAUCCAAACCAUUGAGUGAUGCUGAUAGGACUUAUGUAACAACUCAAGUCAAAGGGACCAUGGGUUACAUGGAUCCUGAGUACUACAUGACUCAACAAUUGACCGAAAAAAGUGACACUUAUAGCUUUGGAGUGGUGAUGUUGGAGCUAAUAACGGCAAGGAACCCAAUCGAGAAAGGCAAAUACAUUGUGAGGAAAGUGAAAGAAGCAAUGAACAAAAAUAAAGAACUAUAUGACUUACAAGAAGUUCUUGACCCGACUAUUGGUUUGAGUAGCCAACUCAAAGGUUUUGAGAGGUUUGUGGAUUUGGCUCUUAGGUGUGUCGAGGAUAUGGGAUAUCAAAGACCAACAAUGAGUGAAGUCGUGAAAGAGCUGGAGAGCAUUAUAGAAUUGAUGGUAUGCACUGAAUCAUCAUCGUCAACUUCAGCAAGUUAUGAAGGAGCAAGUAUAGACCACAAUUAUCCUUAUAGUAAUGACAGCCUUUUAUCUUACAACGGAGGUUCUUUACCCCCAACGUUUCAUCCAAAGUAGCUUUUUUUGUUUUUACUUUUGCAAUGUAUGU
Helianthus annuus (common sunflower) is the source of this 3259-nucleotide messenger RNA. Its product is annotated as probable leucine-rich repeat receptor-like protein kinase At5g49770. Lineage: Eukaryota; Viridiplantae; Streptophyta; Magnoliopsida; Asterales; Asteraceae. Gene Ontology annotation, biological process: protein phosphorylation. The record is from RefSeq and is a predicted model, not a curated record. Gene Ontology annotation, molecular function: protein binding; ATP binding; protein kinase activity.